This is a messenger RNA of Trichogramma pretiosum, 2516 nucleotides long. RefSeq names its product protein TBRG4. The transcript is spliced from 8 exons. Bases 306 to 2030 code for a protein of 574 amino acids. Lineage: Eukaryota; Metazoa; Arthropoda; Insecta; Hymenoptera; Trichogrammatidae. Gene Ontology annotation, biological process: regulation of mitochondrial mRNA stability. The record is from RefSeq and is a predicted model, not a curated record.
UUGUAAUAAGUUGUGGGUUUUAGCACUGCUACAUCUACGUCGCUAUUCGCUCCACUACCUUAGGAUAGUAUAUUAGUAGAUUUUAGCUACUGCUGUUCUGUUCUGCUGCUGCUGAUUCUAUCGCGAUCCAUAACCUCAAAAACGAGAAUCGCGUGUAUCACUCGUUCACUCUGCCGCUGCUUGCAAGCGGCAAUUGCGAUUCUCGGGUGGCGAUUAUAUAAAUAACGUGGUUGACGCUUCUCAUUUAACGUAGCAUCGGGUCGUUAAUCGAAAAUUCGCCUUCGAUCCAAGGACCAUUGAAGUCCAUGACAAUGUUAAAGCUCAGUGCAAAAAUCGUUCAGCCACGGCCUAGCUGGUGGGUUGCUGCUAGUCAAUACUGCUUUGCUAGCUCCGUUGCUGCUGACACGAAUCCGCAAUUGGAUGCCGCUGCUACGAGCAAAGUUCGCACCGAUGACAAUCAUCUGGUGGAAAAGAUUGAGAAAGUUACCAGAAUUCCAUUUAAUCAGAGGGAUGGUCGAAGAAAACGCAUUGAAGAACGACUAUUUGAUACUAAUUCUCUAAGAAAUAUGAUGAAAAAUACAUCAGUCGAGGAAAAUCGUCCUGCCAAUGAGCAAAUAAUAGGUCAAAUAAAUCAAGCUCAAAGUAUAGAUGACAUACUGAGUCUUACAGAGAAUCCUGGAUUCAAUCAGAAGACAGCAACAACUGCUGUUUUGGUUUUAUCUGAGUGGGUGUCAACUGGUAAAAUUCGUAUGACUCAGUUGCAUCAAGAUUCUCGUUAUAAAAAGUUGUGCUCUAUGGUAGGAAUCAAUCAAAGAAUUCUUCCAACACUACCAAAGAAAGAUGAAAAUAUUGCUAACAACUUCUCAUCGUUGUAUGGAUUACUGCAAACUGAAAAGUUUAAACAACAAAUCAGGAACUUGAAAAUUGUAGAAAUGAUUAAAGUUCUAUCAACAUUGGCUAGUAAAGGAAAGCGAAAUACUCCAGUUCUACAGACUUUAGCAUUCAGUAUUGCUACAUCACAAGAGCCACUGAACAUAAAACAGUUGGGAGAUAUUUUAUAUAGUAUGGCUGUAUUGAAUUUUUAUGAUGAGAUGUUAAUCAAAAAAGUUUGCAUUAAUUUGCUACAAGAAGUACCUACAAGUACAAAUACAGCAGUUGUAGGGUCAAUAUUUACAUCUUUAGGAAUGCUGAGGUACAGAGAUGAGAAAUUACUUGGUGUACUAACAUCAUGGGUUAUAAAAAAUUCUGAAUCUGUCAGACCUCAAGAUGUGUGCAGAUUAUUAUUAACAUUAGCACAUGUAGGAUACAAACCAGAGGAAUUUGAUGAAUUAGUUCAGAAAGUUGUUGCACCAUUAACUGAAAGUGAUAUGUGUCAAAGUAGUGAAUGGUUAGAUGUUGUUUGGGCUCUGACUGUUUUAGAUGCUACAAAAGUAGAACAUUAUGAAUCAGUGUUGAAUAAAGGCUUUUUAAACAGGAUAUUUGGUGAUGAAGCAGAACUAAAAUCAGCAAAAAUCCUUAAAAUUUUGAAUAUCAAUGCUGCAGCACGAUUGAUUACAUCCAGUUACAAAGGACCAACUAUUCCAACUGAUUCUGACAUAUUAACCACACAAGUAAACAGGACAAAAGAAAAAACUGAACUUGCAAAUGCAAUUGUAGCAGCUUUGAAAAUAUUAUUACCUUCAGAUUCUGCUUAUCUGAAUACCAACAUUAAUACAAAGAUGGGAUUUCUAUUAGAUGCUGAUUUUUGUGUGGAUAGCAAAUGCACCCCUAUCGCAUUAAAUACUACUAGUGCAAAAAACAAAAGUUUUUAUAGAAUAGCAUUACUAACUUGUGCUUAUCAAGAGUUCUGUAGAGGAACAAACAGUAUUGUCGGUCUUGUGCAACUGUACAAAAAAUUAUUGGAGGCAGAAGGUUACACAGUCAUGUUAAUACCAUAUAAUGAAGUUAAUUUCAAAGACAAACUUGUUACGCGGGUGAAAUAUAUAAAUGAUAAUCUUAAAUCUUUGUUAAAUGAAACUCCAAAGGAAUGAAUAAUAUCAAAAUGAAAAGGUAUUUUUUAAAGUGAAUUUGUGACAUCUAUGCUGAUGGUAAUUGUACAUGUUAUCAUGUAUACAAUAAUUCAUAUGUUAGAACCUACUUCUAUGCAUAAAAAUUUGUAUACUAGUAGCUGGUAAAAUUCAUUUAUUUGUAGAUAGUGAACAUUGAAAAAAUGAUCGAUUCACGUUUCAACUGUGGAAGAUAAACAAUUUUUUAACAGCUGAAAGUUUUCAUUGAUUUUUGGUUUUUCAUUAGUUUGACACACUUCCUUGAAAAAUAUUUUCGAUAUUUUUAAAGUCAUAACUCUCUCUAGUUGUCUUUUAAUCAACACAUUUAUACACAUGUAAAUUGAAAUAAUUGUUGUUAUUAACAGCAGUGAUUUUUUGUAGUAUAAAACCAAAAAGCAUUGAGAAAACCUACUUGAAAUUUUGUAAAAAUCAUUGUUAGAAAAAAAAUAAAUAUUGGAUGAAAUUCAAAAC